AUGUUUCCCUGGAGUCGAAGAGGAUCUGCAAGUCAAGCAGCAGGAGGCGAUGGUCUGCAUCACCAUCAGCAAGACCAUGACAGGACAUACAUCAACAACAAGUACGACGAAGAUGAUAUCCUUGGAGCUAUGAAGGAGAUCCAUUACAACAAUAACCACUCCCGUCGACUGAGCAACAACGUAUCCUCCUUCCACCCUACCAACGCGUCACGGUACAACACCAGCAAUAGCCAAAGCAAUAGCAACGGGCAAGCAGGGAACGAGCAUGGCCAGAGCAGGAGUAAUCGGAGUAGUCAACGGUACUCGCACCUGCAGAACAGUAACAGUAACUAUGGUCGCUACGGGCACCAGCAGCACGAUUCGGUGCAGUCGAUGCAGCAGUUCUAUCAUUUGCAUGAGUACCGGAGGAGCGAGGAUCAUAGCUCGAUUCAGUAUUACUCGACGGGGGAGUACCAUCUGGAUCUGACGGCUACUUCGGGAGAAGGGUAUCAUGGAUAUAUGCAGAGUCCUCGUACCCUGGAUCGAGACUGGGAACGCAAGGUGGUUGUGAACCGGACAUCGACGGAUGAUCUGAUGGAUGAGAGUGAAGGCCAGUGCAGUCCACCUCCCCCCUCUCGUUCUGUUACCGGAGCAGCCUCGACUUCUCUUACAACUACAACAGCGAUGCCAGGAACAGGAACAAGUGCAUCCCCCACGCAACAGCAACAGCGCACGCGCUUCCACAGGAGCUUUGGAGUCCCCAACGACGAGCACCGCUACUACUUCCCCGACUUCUACUGUCGCUACCUCCAACACACUGUCGUCACCUUCCUCUUCAACAUCUUCACCAUCGACACUGAACAACCGUCAUAG
Linnemannia hyalina is the source of this 852-nucleotide messenger RNA. NCBI's taxonomy places the organism in Eukaryota, Fungi, Mortierellomycota, Mortierellomycetes, Mortierellales, Mortierellaceae. The record is from the annotation of a GenBank genome assembly.